AGGGUGCUGCGAGAUACAGACAAGGGCUAGCGCUGUCACUGUGUGACCCCGACCGAGAGGAGGAGGAGGAGAAGGAGGAGGGACUUACACGGAAAACAAGCAGAAAAUCUGGCAGAGGCGACAGUGAGCAAGCGGCUAGCAAUGGAGAGAUACGAGUGAAUGGUAAAAGGGCUGAAUCGUGCAGUCGCGGGAGCAUGAUCACAUGGACAGAGCCCAGCAUGCACCAAGUCUCUGUUAGUAAUCUUUCAAAUCUGACGCAAAAGGGGUGGACUCAACCCAAGAGCGGAAACAAAGGCGCUUUGGUUUGAACAAAAUACAUCUGUAAAGAAGGGGGAUAAUUGGUCCCUCAGUAUGAGUCGAGAUGGAUGGAGAAAGAAAGCCAGUGAAGAUGAUGGGUGGGGAGGACGGGGCGGUUACAUGGCUGCAAAAAUCUCUAAGCUUGAGGAGCAGUUUCAGAAGGAUGCCCCGAGAGAGAAGCAGAAAGAUGGAACGUCCUCCUGUAUCUUCAGCGGUGUGGCUAUCUACGUCAAUGGAUACACAGAUCCCAGUGCGGAUGAGCUGCGCAGACUGAUGAUGCUGCAUGGUGGACAGUUCCAUCUCUACUACACUCGCUCCAAAACCACACAUAUCAUUGCCACCAACCUCCCCAACAGAAAAAUACAAGAUCUCAAGGGAGAGAAAGUAGUGCGGCCAGAGUGGAUCACAGACAGUAUAAAAGCAGGCCGUCAACUUUCAUACGUCCAGUAUCAGCUCUAUACGAAGCAAAAAGGCUUGAACUAUUCCAGUGUUUGUGCUCGAGGAAAGCAGGAUCCGUCAUCUAUCCAUGAACCAUCCAAACCCAGUCUAAACCACCUCCAGUCAGACAGCAUCAAGCCUCAGCCCAGCCACACGCAAACCCUCUCUACAGAAGUUCUCAAAUCCACUCACGCUAACCACAAAGCUAACUUCACUGAGCGAAGCAAUCAUCAGCUAGACGUCAGAUUAAAUGGUUCCUGUAGUAUAAUCUCUGAAGAGGAUGCAGAGAGGCCUAGAGUUAAUGGGAUUCAUGAUGGAGAUGAUGAUGAUGUUGAUGACAACGCCUGUGCCCUUUUGCCAAGAGGCUCACAAGACACUUUGUUAACUAACGGUUAUGUACACCCUGUGAAUGCUGCCUUAAAGCCUCAGGACUCUUUUGCAGAACUUCAGCUUCAUGUUGUUGACACAGGGUCCCAUCAGUCUCACCUCCCACAGACUGAAAGCAGGGAUAGGGAGGAGCCCAGCUGCUCUUCUUCUGGGUCAAAAGCAAAUUCCCACCAGAGGUCCUUAAUAUCCACUGCCAGUCCUGCAAAGCAGCCUGGUCUUCACAGUAUGCAAAAAGACCUCCAUCCGAAACCAACAUCUAAUCCAGGAACUUCAGCUGCUCCUCAAAAGGGGAAUCUGCAUGAUCAGACAAGAGUUCGACUAAAUGGGAGCUACCACAUGACCCCUAACUCCUCCACUCUUGCAGACUCUAGUAAUCCGCCAGGAAGGUCGGCCGCGGGAGCAGAAGCUGGAAUCAUAUCCGAGUUCUUUUCUCGCUCAAGGCUGCAUCAUAUUUCUACGUGGCGGAAUGAGUUUUCAGAGUAUGUGAACGCCCUUCAGAGUAGGAGUCGAGCUGCAGGAGGAGCUGUUUUCUCUGGACAAGAGAAACUGAAGAAGCUCAGAGCUAACUGCAGUUCAGGUUCCUUAAUGGCUGCUCCUCAGGUGCGUCAGUCCUGCAUUCUUCAUGUGGAUAUGGACUGCUUCUUUGUGUCCGUGGGGGUCAGACACCGACCAGAUCUCAAAGGGAAACCGGUUGCUGUGACAAGUAACCGCGGUCCAGGCCGUGUUGCACAGCGACCUGGUGCAAAUCCUCAGCUCGAGUUUCAGUACUACCAGAGGAAACAGCAACAGUACCGAAAAGAGAAAACAGACGGGGAUCUCGAGAUGACCCCAUCUCCACAAUGUGAUGAAGUUCCCAGUAAUGGAGUGGAUUUGGACCUGGCAGCCCUUUCUAUGGCAGAGAUUGCAUCUUGCAGUUACGAGGCCAGGCAGGCUGGUGUGCGAAACGGCAUGUUCUUUGGCCGGGCUAAGCAGCUCUGUCCUGAUCUACAGUCUGUCCCAUAUGACUUCCAGGCAUAUAAAGAGGUGGCACUGUCCAUGUAUGAGACCCUGGCCAGUUACACUCAUAACAUUGAGGCACUGAGUUGUGACGAGGCUCUGGUAGAUGCCACGAAUCUUCUGGUUGAGCUGGGGGUUACUUCUGAUGAUCUGGCACGAGCCAUCCGUGAAGACAUAAAGGAGAAGACUGGUUGCACUGCCUCAGUUGGAAUGGGUUCCAACAUCCUUCUUGCUCGGAUGGCAACUCGUAAGGCAAAACCAAAUGGUCAGUACUUCCUCAGAUCAGAGGAAGUGGAUGAUUUUAUCAGGGGUCAACCAGUCUCCAGUUUGCCUGGUGUGGGUCGCUCAAUGAGCUCCAAGCUGACCUCCCUGGGUGUGAGUACCUGCGGUGACCUGCAGCAGUUGUCCAUUUCUCGACUGCAGAGGGAGUUUGGGCCACGGACAGGACAGACGCUUUUUCGCUUUUGCAGAGGACUGGAUGACAGACCUGUGCGCAGCGAGAAGGAGAGGAAGUCUGUGUCUGCUGAGAUGAACUACAACAUUCGGUUCACACAGGUUGAAGAGGCGGAGUCUUUCCUUACGAACCUAUCUAUGGAAGUGCAGAAGAGGAUGGAGGGGGCAGGGCUUAGAGGUCGCCGGAUUACUCUGAAGGUCAUGAUGCGGAAACCAGGGGCUCCAGUAGAGCCAGCCAAAUAUGGUGGCCAUGGGAUAUGUGACAACUUUGCCAGGUCAGUUUUACUAGCUCAGCCCACUGACAGUGGUCAGCUGAUUGCAGCAGAGGCCAUUAAGCUAUUCUAUGCAAUGAAGCUGGAUGUAAAGGACAUGAGGGGAGUGGGACUGCAGGUGCAGCAGUUGGAGGGAUCAUAUGCAGACCCAUCAGGACAAGGGCCCUCUCGUGGUCGCUCGAUCAAAGACCUGCUGCUGGCCAAACAGCCUGCCCACAGCCCCAGGAAAGACCCUCCAGCACAAGAUGGUUUAACUGGCCCUUCUUCAUCCAGAGCUUUCUCCUCCAAUCAGGAGAGAGUUACCCCUCCAUCAUCACCACCUUCCACCAGCUCAGAUCCAAUGCCAGGAACAAGUAAAGGAGGUCUUCACCAUCCACACACCCCCAACCAUGUCAGGACAUACCUAAACGUCAGCAUUGAGGUGCCAUCCCCCUCUCAGGUGGACCAGUCUGUUUUAGAGGCUUUACCUGUAGACAUAAGGAAACAGGUGGAGCAGUCCUGGAGACACAGAGAGGAGCAGCCCAGCACCUCAUCUCAUCUCUCAACCCCACCUCGAACCUCCUCAUCUCCACCUCCAGGUCCAUCGCUUGGCACCCUUGUACUGCAGCUCCAAAACCAGCCAGGUCAACCGUGCACAACGGGCAUUAUACUAGAGCUCCCUGAUGUCUCCCAGGUUGACCCAGAAGUGUUUGCAGCUCUUCCCAGAGAGCUUCAGGACGAGCUGUGCUCUGCUUAUAGAAACAAGGGAAAUGCUCAAGCUCAAGGCAUUACUGUGGGAAAAAAAACCCCAUUUCCUCAACUAAAGCAGCCUGCAGUGGGGAAAUUGAAGCGCCGUUACAAAAAGAGAAAUGCUAGUCCUGCCAAAAAGGGUCCAAGUCCACUAAAAAAACUAUUUCCUGGAAACAGCCCUGCCAAAUCCAGCCCCUCCAAAACACUUCCUCUGCCACUCAAACAUCCAGGCCUCAAAACUGAAAAUGUACAGUGCCCAUCUUCUCCAAGCACGGAUGUCCCAGAGACGCUGUCCAAAUUUAAUCCCCGCCCAGUUCCAACCCUAGCUGGAGCUUAUGAAUUCAGUGACAUCAGAACUCUGCUUCGUGAAUGGGUCACCUCCAUCUCAGAACCAAUGGAAGAGGACAUUCUCCAGGUAGUGAAGUACUGCACAGAACUUGUGGAAGAUAAAGACCUGGAGAAACUCUACCUUGUCAUCAAAUACAUGAAGAGACUUAUGCAGCAGUCCUCAGAGUCAGUAUGGAGCAUGGCCUUUGACUUCAUCCUUGACAAUGUGCAGGUAGUGGUACAACAAACCUAUGGUAGCACUCUAAAGAUCACAUAGGAGGACCGUCCUAACCUCAGUCACUGUGACAUCAGCCCAGACCUGCCACCUCAUCAUGACGUGUGAGAGAGACAACCAAACCACUCGAGUCUGCCAAUCAUUGUAGCACUGCUUGUCCUCUUGUGAAAUCACCGAUUUGAGCUUCUCAGAGAACACAGAGGAUUACAAGAUCAUGCCAGUGAUGAUGAGGAACAGAUGAGCACACCAGCUACAUUCAGAAGCAGCUGAACACUGAACUUUUCUUUCAUCAUGAUGUCAAUUCUCCAGACUAAUGUCUAGAGGUAUUUUGGUAACACUUUUCAAUCAGGUUGUGUUUGUUAACUUUAGUUAAUGCGUUAAGUGUCAUGAACGAACAAUGACUAAUUUUUGACAGCAUUUAUUAAUCUUGGUUAUUGUUAAUUCAUACAUGUACUAUUUUGCUAGUUCUUAGUUAUUAAUGCAUUAACCAGUAGUAACAUACAGUACAUUUGAAAUCUUUAAAGAUGUAAAAAUGAACAUUUUACAGCACUUAUUAAUCUUGGUUAAAGCAUUAUUGUUUUUUAGUUUACGUUAACUAAUAUUAACAUAUACAACCUGGUCAUAAAAUGUUACCAGAACUCUUUUGAAUGUUUUAAAUGCACUGACUGUCCUGAACCAAGCAAAGCCAGCCUCUUUGCUUUCUUAGCUUUUUGGAUUUUUUUUUUCUUUCUUGUCUUCAUUUCUCGUACUCCAGAAUGUGUGUUAAUCUUAAAAGCCUCAGAAAUAUUUACAGACUUUGUAGCAAAGCAGAAUAGAGUGGCAUGUUAUUUGCCUUUUAUGGGUCAGUCCGAGAUGUUAAAAGUGCAAAUCGGAAAAACAACCCCUUCUAUCAAAGUCAGUUUAGCAUGUGAAUACUAACAUUUUAUGUAAAGCUAACAUUUAUGUUUUUCUAGAAAAAUAUUACUCCCUCUUAUUGAUUGUUUCUUAUUGUAUGUUUGUCCGUAUGUGUAAAAGAGCUAUGAGAGAGAGAUACAUAUUUAUAAAAAAAGAAAUUAAAACAUUGGCCAGGUUAAUUUUACUAAAUUGAGUUUUCAAAUGUCCUGUCGUGCUUCUCAGUCUUUUAUUCUAAAUUUGUGUAUGUGGUGCUGGAGGAAAGGAAGGGUUUUUCAAUCAGGUGGAUGUGAACUGCAUAAUAGGUCAAAGUGGAUACUUCAUUACAACAUUCUAAAUGAAGCAUUUUCCUCUCAAUUCUUGUUCAGUGUAGGUCUGGCUUUAUGUGUAUACAGAAUGUACUUGACUCCUCAAAGUUUGUACUUUCUUGGUUUUAAGAAGCUGCUCAAGAGGCAGACAUCUGUUAUUAUCUCACAUUAUCAUGACAUUACGGAGAGGAAGGCCUAAACAUUUAUAUUUGGUCAAAAAUCUGUCAUGACAGAAUGACCCGUGCCUGAAGACCUGAAGCUGUGACAUAAUUUGUAUGUUUUCUAAAUUUGCAAAUAAAUUUGGAUAAGUGAUACUA
This is a messenger RNA of Cyprinus carpio (common carp), 5650 nucleotides long. Its product is annotated as translesion synthesis protein REV1-like. Lineage: Eukaryota; Metazoa; Chordata; Actinopteri; Cypriniformes; Cyprinidae. Gene Ontology annotation, molecular function: deoxycytidyl transferase activity; damaged DNA binding; DNA-directed DNA polymerase activity. Gene Ontology annotation, biological process: error-prone translesion synthesis; error-free translesion synthesis. The record is from RefSeq and is a predicted model, not a curated record. Gene Ontology annotation, cellular component: nucleus.